AUGACUGCCAGUACAGGUAAGAGGUCAUCUCGUGCCUGCCUGCGAUGCCGUAAGCGCAAGACCAGAUGCGACCUUGAUACCAUCGGAGAACCAGGCAAAGCUCCCUGUGUCUUUUGCCAUGAUACUAAGAGCCAAUGUGUCCUCAUCAAGUCCAGGCGAGGGGGUAAUUUCCGACAGCAUCAGCACAAGUCGGGCAAUUCGCGACGACAGAAGACUUUGCUCCGAACAAAUUCCGGAGACUCGAAUGGGCCUGACGUGGAACCGGCUAAUAGCGUGUCUGAUGUGACCGGAAGUUCUUCAGAUGGUGAAGGCAGCGUUGGCAGACAGAAUCCUGGAGAUGUCUUAGCUAUGGAACUCCGGAAUCCAUCUGAUGCGCUGCAGAUACUAGCCAUGUCUGGUCAGGUCCGGUCCGGAAGUCGGCUUCAAGCUCAGUUCACCAGCACGGCAAACUUAGAGGAACAAUUGGACGCUGCAGCUCAAAGAGCAAGCGCGUCAGAUACCAACCAGUCUCAGGACUCUCAAGGCCACCAGAGGCCUUCGGCGACUAGCUUUGAUGACUACGAGUUGGUAAAGAGAGGCGUAUUGCGCCCGAGCCUAGUAUUUGAGCUACUACAUGAGUAUCACAAUUAUUAUCAUCCGUAUUGUCCGAUCGUCCCUUCUCAUUUGCUGGUUUUAUCAAGAAUGAGCCAGAUUCAACGGUCUGAAUACUUUCUUCUCACAGCUAUCCUCACCAUUGCGUCGAGAGACAAUCCCCACCAUUCACUCACCCACCGUUAUUGCUGGGAUCACACCCAACGCCUCUUGGUUGAUGUACUCCUGGCACACCCCUGGACCCAAACCCCAGCAACUGUCCAGGGACUGUUGCUUUUGGCGGAGUGGCUUCCCCAUAUUCAAGUUCAAGAAACCUCUUCUGAAUCCACCAAAAAUCUAUUUAGCGAAGAUAGAACAGCUUGGUCGCUUGUUGGGCUCGCAGUUCGGCAAGGCUAUCUCCAGCGCCUCGACCAGGCCGCCUUUCGUAAUUUUAGUCACAGUGGGUCAAAGCAACGAACAGAGCAAGACAGGAUUGUCUGGGCUUAUAUUUUUAUUGCCGAUCGUCAGAUAUCAGUCCGACUUGGGCAGUCAUUCUGGUCCCGAGGCCCGUCUCUUGCCACAAAAUUCACCGUCGACGAUUUCCCGAGUCUUCAGCCUCGUCCGGAGAACGACAAUGAGGACUAUGCAUCGUGGCUGCAAGCAUCUAUGGAGCUGAUACAAAUCUUGCAUAAUGCUCAUGCAAUUCUUUACUCAUCCAAAGACCGAACAUUGGCAAUGGUCUAUGAAGGUGAUUACGCCCGGUAUCUUGAUGACUUUCGAACUUCCGCAACCACGUGGCGCUCGGCAUGGGGCAAUCUAGCUGUGUCCGCUAAGAUAAGGACAACUCUUCUUAUCAUGUACGAGUACAUUUGCCUUUACACGAAUGCCUUUUCCUUCCAGGCGGUCCUGACGAGGGCUUCUCGUCCACACGGAUCAUCCAAGGGACAGCAGAAUGAGCGCCCAUUUGCCCACAUAUUAUCCAAAGGCAUCAUGGCAUCCCCCGAUGGUCGGUACAUAUUUGAUGCUAUCAGCGCAGCAAUGAAUCUGUUGGCUCUGAUGAAUAGACUUGAUCCGCAACAUGUGCUAUGCUACCUACCGUCUCGUUACUAUUUAUAUGGUGUCUAUGCAGCAGUCCUACUGCACAAAGCAGACCGAGCAGGGGCGUUCCAAUCCGAAGAACAACACCAAGAGAUUACCACCUUAGCCCAAAAAUUCAUAUCUGCUCUCGAAAAGGGAGCGUCGACUGAAUCACACAUCUGCCACAGUUACAGUCGGAUGCUAAGGCAACUAUGGAGCCGGCGGGAGAAGAAGAAAACUAAAGCUUCACGCAGCCAAGAUAACACAGAGUUGAACCUUGGUGGCCAGCACAAUCUCUCAACACCCCCACAACCGUUUCUAUUGGGUCAAGAGCCCGAUAAUCAGACAUGCACCAAUGGCACCUUGGGCGACGCCUGCAUCUCACAACAGAUAAGCCCUCUACCAAUGGGAAAUAAUGUGUCAGAGUUUCCCUCUGUUGAGGGAUAUUUUCUUGGUUCGUUCAUGCCUGGUAUCGCUGACUUUAGCACUCCUAAUUUCGAUGAAUACUUGGCCCAAGAAUACUCCUUGAUCGGUAGUGCAGAUGGUCCCCAAAACUGGAACUCAGUAAAUCCUAAUGUGGAUUCCCACAUUCUUGAUUUGUAG
Molecule: messenger RNA, 2250 nt
Organism: Aspergillus neoniger CBS 115656
Lineage: Eukaryota; Fungi; Ascomycota; Eurotiomycetes; Eurotiales; Aspergillaceae
Product: Zn(II)2Cys6 transcription factor
Exons: 5
Coding region: 1-2250 (749 amino acids)
Biological process (GO): DNA-templated transcription; regulation of DNA-templated transcription
Cellular component (GO): nucleus
Molecular function (GO): DNA binding; zinc ion binding; DNA-binding transcription factor activity, RNA polymerase II-specific
Source: RefSeq, a predicted model, not a curated record